ACCGACGGACAAGCAGGAAGAACACAGCCGGGUUGAGGAUGGCGGCGGUCCUCCUGUGUUUCCUCCUGGCCAGUCCAGUCCUCCUCGCUGCCUCCAGCCCAGUUUCUGGCUCCAACAACGGGACUGUUCCUCUGGUGCUGUGGCAUGGCAUGGGCGACAGCUGCUGCAACCCGCUCAGCAUGGGGGCCAUAAAGAAGAUGAUGGAGGAGGAGAUCCCUGGCAUCUAUGUACUGUCGCUGAUGAUCGGGAAGAACGUGGUGCAGGACACAGAAAAUGGGUUCUUCAUGGACGUGAACCAGCAGGUGUCUCUGGUGUGCAGCCAGCUGGCUCAGGACGCCCGGCUGAAGGGAGGAUUCAACGCCAUGGGCUUCUCUCAGGGCGCCCAGUUCCUGAGAGCUGUGGCUCAGCGAUGUCCAUCCCCUCCCAUGAAAACCCUCAUCUCUGUGGGCGGCCAGCACCAAGGUGUGUACGGGCUGCCCAGGUGUCCCGGUGAGAGCUCCCACAUCUGCGAUGUGAUCCGUAAAGCUCUGAACAGCGGGGCGUACUCCGACAUGGUCCAGAAACACCUGGUCCAGGCCCAGUACUGGCACGACCCGCUCAACGACGACCUGUACAAGAAGCACAGCCUCUUUCUGGCCGACAUCAACCAGGAGAGGGCUGUUAACGAGACGUACAAGAAGAACCUUCAGCUGCUGGAGAAGUUCGUCAUGGUCAAGUUCCUGCAGGAUUCUGUGGUGGAUCCGGUUGUUUCUGAGAUAAGAACAACAGCUGAGGUUUCAUCCUCCCCCACGAAGAGGAACCAUCUUCACGGCUGUGAAGCAGCUCAGAGCAUCCAGAGCAGGAGCAGGACAACAAGACGGCUGCUCAUAUGCAAAGGAGGCAGUCAGAUGUGCAGAAGACAACCAAUCAGAAGGAAGACACACCCUGAAUGCUUAUGCACCUGUAAAACUAGAUAUAAGGCUGAGUCAGGGGAAGAAUACACUGCAAAAACUCUAAAUCCUACCAAGUCUAUGUGUCUUAUUUUUAGUCUAAAUGUCUCAUCCCACUUGAUUUAAGAUAAAUUCACUGAACAAGAGACAUUUCAGCAGAUGGAGGGACUUGUUUUAAGACAAUGCAUCGGAAAUAUCUCGUUAAGUCAAACAAUCUGGAAAUUAUCUUGUUUUGAGUUGAAUUUUACAAGAAAACUCAAAAUAAGUUUAAUCCUCAUGUCGUCCUGCAGGUCAAAUUAACCCGUUUUAAAGUUUGAAUAUGUGGUAAAACAUAUAUUUUCACAGUGAAACUUCUGAUGUCCACAUUUUCAACAUUCUUUGGAAUUUUUUGAACAUUUUUUGGUUGAAAAAUAGAAAUGUUAAAAAUGUUUCUUAAGAACAUUCACAUAAAAUCAAAUUGAUUUUUAUGUGAACGUUCUUAAAGAAAAUUAUAUAUGGAAUCACUAGAUAUUUUUAGGAUUUUUUUUGAAGAUUUUUACUCAUUUUUUGAAAAUGUUUACACAAAUUUUUUUGCCAAAUUUUUUUUAAAAAUAAAACUUUUAAGGGAAACUUUUAAGGAAUUAUUGGAAUUUUCUUCCUGAAGGUUUUGCAAAUUUUCAGAAAUUUGGGGAAUUUUCUGCAGAUUUUUUGGGAUUUUUUUCAGACGAGGAAACCAUAUUUUUGGUGCCUGUAAAUGAGGACAACAGGAGGGUUAAUGCAUCUCAAAUUAGGAGGUUACAUGAAAGCAAAAAUCUAUUUUUAAGUGAAAAACUGCUUCUUUUUUUAGCAUGUCUGGCUUAUUUUAAGACACCUAAGCUUGACAAUCCUGGUAAAAUAGAGCUGAAAAUAAGUUUUCCCAGCUAAUUUUAAGCUCUCAAUAUUCUAAAUAUCAUAUUGUAUUUCAAGAAAUCUUACCAAGACAUUUUUCACUUGUUCUACUGGCAGAUUUUUCACUUAUUUCAAGGUAAAAAAUUCCUUGAAAUAAGUUUUUUUUUCUUGUUUUGAGAGGAGCAUUUUUUCCAGUGUAGAGAGUCAGACUUCAUGAACUGACAAGGAUCCUGUUGCUGUCAGGGAUAGAAGUUUGGACCCAGAGCUCUGUAUGCUAUAUUCAAUUUACUGUUAAAUAAACAUGUUGAAUGAGACCUAAAUACCUUCUCCUAUUGCUUCAUUCAAUGAAUGUGCAGGAACUAUCUCACACAUGGUCUGUUUUCCUGGUGGACUGACAUUGUGCUCCAACAAUCAAUAAUAAAUAAUUGAAUAGAAAAUAUUUCAGAAUACUUUGUGAGUUUCCUUUUGCUUCAGACUGUGUAAGAAAAUAUAUUACGUUCUUUACUAAAUGCAACACAAAGAAUUAUUUAUACUCCUAUCCUAGUUGGGUUUUUGUGUUCAGCUUUGCUUUCUGUGAGGUUUAAUAAAUUCAUUUGAUUACCCAGACCUGUCCAACAUGGUGUGUUUUUCUGCACUGUGGGUUCAGACCUCUGCUGCCCCGUGACAAUUUUCACCUCUCCAGCCUUGUCAAGCCAUGGAACGUCAAAGACUGAUGGAUCAGAUGAAGGCGACCAGGCCCAGGAGGUGAAUGAGGAGGUUCUGCUGCCAUCACUGAAGACUCCUGAUCUGGCAGACAGUUUGUCUAAGACCAUGGACCACAACAUCCAGUAAAACUUACAUUUCUCAGACACAGGAAGACAAGUCUGAAGAACAGGACAACCAGAAAUCAUAAGACAGCAAAUCUGUCUCCACUGACUCUGGUAGUUUCUGUAUGAAUUUCCUAUAUCAUCUGCAGAAUGAUCAUCUACUAUGUGGUGGAAUUUCAACAGUUAACAGUUUACCUCACUCAAAUGUAGAGAUGUGGAGAAGAUGGACAGAAAAGCUGCAUCAUGUCCCAGAUCCAAACAAUAACUGAAUUCUAGGCAACACACUUGUUAAUAAGUGGUAGUCUGUCUGUCAGCACGUUUCUGUGUACAACUUGGUUCAUGCAUGAAAUGUGCAUUAAGAGUAUUAGCUUAUUAAUGUAGACACACUCCUUUCAUUUAAUGAGUUAAAGUGAAGUAAAACACACACAUUGUUAGAAAUAAAUAACAAAGAAAGCCAGAAAUGCAGCCGUUAAACUAAGUUCAAUAAAAAUUUGUGUUCGGAGACGAAUGUCGGCCUUCAUGUGUGAGAAAUGACUCUUUCCUCUAAUCUACUGUGUGCACUGGGUUCGUACAGACAGUUUUUAUUUUUGCACAACAGACAACAACUCUUUAAGCCUAAAUAUGUAAAGCUGGAUGGAUAAAUUCAGAGCAAUUCUACAAUUUCAUUUAGCAGAUUUAGCGCUCUGAACAUCAAGUGGAAGCUCUAAAAUCAUCUGAAGAUCAACACGAGUGAUGCUGAGGAGAGAUAAGGACACUUCUUCCCCUUUCUAACAGUCCUGCAGAAAACAAAGCAAUGAUUUAGAGCUGCUAUGUUAUCCAGGACCCCCAUGUUGUUGUCAGGGAGCUUAUUUUCUUCACUUUUCCUCUUUGUUCUGUUGUUGGCAGCAAACAAGAAGCAGUCGACCACAUCUGGCUGAUCUGAGGACUGUGUUUGUGUAAAUGAAACUGUCUGACAUUAGAAACACCAUAAACUAAGCUUGUGGUGCAGUUUUUAAGCACAGAGCUGUUUCUACAUGCAGAUGUCUAAAAAUGUAGACGAGUAAACAAUGUUCCCUGUAAUUUUUCAGUCUGAGUGUGAGCAAACACACAAACUCCCUGAGCGUUCCUUGGACCACUGUGAGCAACAUCAGACGUGUGCACUGUGGUCACACCAGCAUCACAUCCAUUCAAGUUACAUGGUUCAUUAAAAGAAUCAAAAAAUAUAUAUAUAUUACUAGUAAUAAUAAUGACAAUAACUAUUGAAGAGCACGUUUCUUAUUUGCCAUGUUUGUCUGUAACCCAAUGUACUCUUCAUUAUAUUCUGUGUUAUGAAACAUUUAAACGGUGCUGCUACAUUCAUGAGAUGCUCUACAAAUACAGACUGAUGUCAUUUUCACAUGGGGCUGGUGCAAAUAAAGAUUUUAUGGAUUAUUA
Molecule: messenger RNA, 4015 nt
Organism: Amphiprion ocellaris (clown anemonefish)
Lineage: Eukaryota; Metazoa; Chordata; Actinopteri; Pomacentridae
Gene: ppt1
Product: palmitoyl-protein thioesterase 1 (ceroid-lipofuscinosis, neuronal 1, infantile)
Exons: 9
Coding region: 39-1055 (338 amino acids)
Biological process (GO): receptor-mediated endocytosis; protein depalmitoylation
Cellular component (GO): lysosome
Molecular function (GO): palmitoyl-(protein) hydrolase activity
Source: RefSeq, a predicted model, not a curated record